Molecule: messenger RNA, 533 nt
Organism: Linum trigynum
Lineage: Eukaryota; Viridiplantae; Streptophyta; Magnoliopsida; Malpighiales; Linaceae
Source: the annotation of a GenBank genome assembly
GCUUCUUCAUCAAUUCUUUCUUUUCUCUCCAUCAGUUUUCCUAGCUUCUUCAUUCUCUCCAUCUGCUCCAAGUUAAAUAUUAGCUAGCUACGUACCCAUGAACACUACUUCGGAUUCCAACCUCAGGCAAGUCUGUGACGGUGGCCAGCCGCUGUUGGUCAUGGCGGCGCUUCUCGCCGUGGUGGUCAUUGCGGUGGUUAUAGCGUACAUUACACGGUGCGUCCGCGCUCAGAUGGAGGGAAAUGAUCAGCCUCAGCCGCAGCAUCCCAUACUUCCCCUUGUGCGACCGCCGCUGCCCCCCGCCCGGAAGUUCUCGGAGGACGACGAGCCGACGGAGUGCUCCAUUUUCCUGGAAGAGUUCGAGGCAGGCGUGGACGUCCUACGGCUGGGGACAUGUGGGCACCUCUUCCACUUGAUCUGCAUAGAUCAGUGGCUUGAAGGUCAUUCAACAUGCCCUAUGUGCAGAGGGAUUGCCCUUUGAUUGGUAUUCUGUUGUAUGCUUAACUGUUUUCAAAUAAGAUAAUUGCCUUAGA